Messenger RNA from Candidozyma auris, 1146 nucleotides. RefSeq lists its product as uncharacterized. Gene Ontology annotation, cellular component: multivesicular body. NCBI's taxonomy places the organism in Eukaryota, Fungi, Ascomycota, Pichiomycetes, Serinales, Metschnikowiaceae. Gene Ontology annotation, biological process: late endosome to vacuole transport via multivesicular body sorting pathway. The record is from RefSeq and is a predicted model, not a curated record. Bases 1 to 1146 code for a protein of 381 amino acids. The transcript has a single exon.
AUGUCAAUAAAUCUCGAUUCAAUUCCAGCCCCGAUCAAGAAGGAUAAUAACAUUACUCCAUUUAUUGCAAGAGCCUUGGAGCUACAGUCAGUGCAUCCCGUUGUAAGCUACUACUGUAAGGUAUACGUUCUUGAGUAUAUCCUCUCCAACAGACUCCACACCACUGAUAAAGAGAUAGAGGCCUUCACAAUUGCCUUGCUUGAAGAUACUGAGCUGAUCAAAAAUUCACUCGAUGAUGAAGAUCUCCACAAGAUCCUAACCAAUAGACAGCUUUCAUUGAAUGUCGUAUUUGCUUUCGUGUUUAAGUUGUUUCUAAGUUCACUCGAGGACAUCUCGAACUAUGAUAGCUCCAAUAAGAUCCAGCUUGCUGGUAAACUCAGGGCAGCAAUCAAUUUCAUGACAUCGCUUAAGGUUUUCACUGGCGAGGGAGAUGAGUCGCUUGACUUCAGCGAAACAACUGGUGGCAAGUGUGAAAGCAAGGGCGAGUUUGUCGCUUUCAUUAAAGACAAGACUAAAGUGCUCAAGUACCAAUUGAGCAGACUUAUCAAGAAUGAGAUUCCCUUAAAGGGAGAGGAUGAAGAGCUUGCAAAACUAGAGGAGAAAGUGGACGAGUCUACCAAGCCAAACGAAAAUGCUAAUGAGGUUGUAACCUCCCUUAUUAACGAAGAUCCAGCACUUGAUAUCGAGAAUUGCAGCUCUCCUCAAGCUUACACGCCUCACGAUGAAAACCCUCUUCAUCUUCCUGGAGCGCCAAAGUACGAGCCAGGACAAGAUGCAGAUGAUGACGACGAGGUCAAGUUGCCGGGAGCUCCAAAGUUCUUACCUGACGAUGAUUUAUCACAGAUUAACAAAGACUCGUCCAUCAAGGUAUUUACCCCAAACCAACGGCCCCAUGAACACGAAGAGACACCUACGAAGCCUACAAACUCUCGGUCUGCUUCGGCAAAUUUGACUAGACAACACGAGCCCAUCACGAAGGAAAAUCUUCAAACCAUAUUAAAUACCGGCGAGAACAUUACAAAGGUUCAGAAACAUGCAAAGUUCGCUAUAUCUGCACUCAAUUAUGAAGAUAUUGAAACUGCCGAGAAGGAACUUCUUCAAGGCCUCGAGGUCCUACGUCUCAUCAAGGAAAAUAAGGAAACCUGA